This is a messenger RNA of Hippocampus comes (tiger tail seahorse), 3251 nucleotides long. It is a transcript of the gene mcm8, whose product is annotated as minichromosome maintenance 8 homologous recombination repair factor. Gene Ontology annotation, cellular component: nucleus; MCM complex. The transcript is spliced from 21 exons. Gene Ontology annotation, molecular function: single-stranded DNA binding; ATP hydrolysis activity; single-stranded DNA helicase activity. Bases 137 to 2704 code for a protein of 855 amino acids. NCBI's taxonomy places the organism in Eukaryota, Metazoa, Chordata, Actinopteri, Syngnathiformes, Syngnathidae. Gene Ontology annotation, biological process: double-strand break repair via homologous recombination. The record is from RefSeq and is a predicted model, not a curated record.
CUACAUCUGUCCUCUAAGUGUCAGUAGUCAAUCGGGGAAAUCGAAUCACCGCCGAAAUGAGGCGAAGAAGAAGCCCCGACCGUGGGGCGGGAAAUUUUGACACCUCGUCGAGUGGGAACAUCGAAAUGUCAUCGGAAUGAGUGGACAGGACCGAAUAAGAGGGACAUGGCGGGGUGGAAAUGAUGGUUGGAGAGGAAAUGGAGGAGGAAGGAGAGGAGGAGGCAAUUGGGGAUGGAGAGGAGGGUGGAGGGGUCGACCUUGGAGAGGGGGUUCAGGUAAUGGACGUGGAGGAGGAGGACCACACGGUGGGAAGGCUGGAUGUGAUAACAGAGCAUCGGCAAGUCACGGCUCUGGCACACACAGGGUCCUCCAUCAGGCCACUCUGGAUGUGCUGUGCCCUUACAAAGGAUGGUCGCUGUACUUCACUGACGGUUUCAUCGAGAGCUCGCCAAGCGUGGAGAAAAUCAAAGUGUUUGAGAAGUAUUUCACCUCCAAGAUUGACCUCUACGACAAGGACGAGAUCGAGCGUCAGGGCAGCGUACUGGUGGACUACGCGGACCUGACCACAAACGAGACGGUGCUAGCCGCGCUUCCUGCCCUGACUGCAGAGUUGAAGGACCAACCGGAGAUGAUCUUCAACUGUUUGGGAGUGGCCAUUCACCAGGUGUUAACUGUGGACUUGGAGAAACAGGCCGCCGAGCUGCCCGGCGACGAGCUGCCCGUCGCCGCGCCAAUUAUUAGCAUCCCUCGCAUCAGUGCAAGGCUGUACAACUACGAGCCGCUGACUCCGCUCCGCACGCUGCGCGCCAGCGUGUUCGGCUGCCUGGUGUGCGUGAGGGGCACGGUGGUCCGGGUGAGCAACAUCCGGCCUCGAUGCACCAGGCUGGCCUUCCAGUGCCUGUCGUGCUCCAGUACGCUCUCGCUGCCGCUGCACCACGGCAAGUACGCCACGCCCGCCAAGUGUACCCGGCCAGAUUGCCGCAGUCGUGCGUUCAGCGCCAGACGGAGUUCCCCUCUUACACACACUGUAGACUGGCAAAUCAUCAAGGUGCAGGAGUUGGUGUGCGGCGAGCAGAGGGAGGCCGGACGGAUCCCACGCACAGUUGAGUGCCACCUGACCGCCGACCUCUGUGACAGCUGCGUCCCCGGCGACACGGUGACAGUGACGGGGAUCGUUAGAGUCACAAAUGAUGGAACCUCCAGGUGGAAUAAGGACCAGUGCAUGUUUCUCCUCUACAUUGAGGCCACGUCAGUCAGCAACACCAAAGGUCAGCAGUCCAAGUGUGGAGGUGUGGGGUCGUCUGGCGGCUCGCCUGAGGAUCGCUCCGGAGGUGAGGAGUUUAGCCUGAAGGAGCUCUAUGCCAUCCAGGAGAUCCAGUCGCAGCCUGACCUGCUCAGACUCAUAGUGCACUCGCUAUGUCCUGCCAUCUACGGCCACCUGCUGGUGAAAGCGGCGCUUGUGCUGGUGUUGUUCGGAGGCCGGCAGAAGCACACGGGCAAGAACAGCGUCCCGGUGAGAGGAGACCCUCACGUCUUGAUGGUGGGAGAUCCCGGACUGGGCAAGAGCCAGAUGUUGCAGGCGGUGUGCAACGUGGCCCCUCGGGGGAUCUAUGUUUGUGGCAACAGCACCAGCACCGCAGGACUAACAGUGAGUUUGUACAGAGAUCCAGGAAGUGGAGAUUACGCAUUGGAGGCCGGGGCCUUGGUGUUGGCCGACCAAGGUUUGUGCUGCAUCGAUGAGUUUGACAAGCUGGGCAGCCAGCAGCAGGCCCUGUUGGAAGCCAUGGAGCAGCAGUCGGUCAGCCUGGCAAAGGCGGGAAUCGUUUCCUCUCUGCCAGCCAGAACGUCCGUGGUCGCCGCCGCCAACCCCAUCGGAGGCCAUUACAACCGAGGCAAGACCGUCUCAGAGAAUUUAAAGAUGGGCUCGCCGCUGCUUUCCCGCUUCGACGUGGUCUUCCUCCUCCUGGACAUCCCUGACGAGUCUCACGACCGCCGUCUGUCGGAGCACAUCAUGGCCAACCGUGCCAGCGGAGGCAAAACCAGCAGCGCCCAAGUCGGCAGGAGCAACAAGAGCGACGCGGAGACGUCCAUCUUGCUGGAACGCGCCGACAUGCCGCUCUCUGAGCGUUUGCAGAUCCGAGCGGGUGAAGCAACCGACCCCAUUCCGGCGGUCUUGUUAAGGAAGUACAUCAGCUACGCUCGCCACUACGUUCACCCCACGCUCUCGGCGGAAGCGGCGCAAACGCUCCAGGACUUCUACCUGUCGUUGAGGUCCCAGUCGCGAGCCGCCGACACCACACCCAUCACCACUCGCCAGCUGGAGUCGCUCAUCAGACUCACCGAGGCGAGAGCCAGACUGGAGCUCAGCGAGACGGCCACCAGGAGCCAUGCGGAGGAUGUGGUGGAAAUUAUGAAACACAGCCUGGUUGACACAUACUCGGACGGCCUGGGCAAUCUGGACUUUGAGCGCUCGCAGCUGGGCGCGGGCAUGAGUCAACGCGGUGCCGCCAAAAGACUCAUCAGCGCUUUGCACGCGCACGCUCAGCAGACCAAUCAGAAGCAGUUUGACCUCCAGACCAUUCGAUCGGUGGCGGAGAGGCUGAACAUAAAGGUGAUGGACUUUGAGGGUCUGGUAAGUUCUCUGAAUGAACAAGGUUUCCUGUUGAAAAAAGGAGCCAAGCUCUACCAACUUCAGACCGUCUGACAAGCCAAUUGGGCUUUACCAUCACUCACUGAACUGGACUGGACUGCAAAACUACCAUUCAAGAUCAAAACAAGCAACAGACAGGAGAGACCAGAGGUGGGGAGAAGUACCUGAAUCUGUUUUUUAAUCUGCCCACCAUGCAUUUGUCAUUGUCAAGAAUUCUGUAAUGUUUUUGCAUGAAAUUCGCCGCUUUUUCUUGAAAUUGGUUAGUUACAAAGUAUUUCUUAAAAUAAGGGUAAAUAAUUGGCGAAUCGGUGAUUUAUUGGAAAUAUAAUACAAUUCAAAAAUAAAAUGUUCAUGUAUUCAUUUAUAUUUAAAUAAUUCUAUUUAAAUUCUAAAUAAUACAAUUUAAAAUAAGAAUGGCGUAAUUGUGAAAACAUUUUACAAACUGUACAAAAUUUUCCCGCCCCUUUCAGCUACUUAACAUUUCAAUGGAUCGUUCUUGCAAGCAUGAUUUUUCAAAUUGUUUACAGUACUUUAAUUUGACUUGCACUUUAUUUGUUGUGCACUAGUUUGUUAAUAAAGCAUCUUUCUUUUUCGUAACCGA